Molecule: messenger RNA, 1937 nt
Organism: Synchiropus splendidus (mandarinfish)
Lineage: Eukaryota; Metazoa; Chordata; Actinopteri; Syngnathiformes; Callionymidae
Exons: 6
Coding region: 29-1336 (435 amino acids)
Source: RefSeq, a predicted model, not a curated record
UUUGAAUUCUACCUCACCAGCUCACCUAAUGACUGUGUGGGCCGUCUCUAAUGUCUGCUUCUUCUUCACUUUCCUGUUUUCCUUUCAGCAGCUACUGUCAGUAGGGGAGAAGCCUUUGGACAUGAACCUUUACAGGAGUUUUGGAAAUCUUAUGGAACUUUGGGUAGCAGAACAAAACUCACAUCGGGAUUCGGAAUGGAUUGGGAACCAUGAUGGAGACUCCGCUGCAUCUUCACCAGACAUGGGGACAAAUCUUCGAACCGAUUCCGUGGACUCUGGAGUGGAGACGGCCAGUUCGGCCACGUCUUUCCCAGCGACUCCCAGCUCCAUGAUGAAAGACCUGGAUACUUUCAUCGUAGAGAGCGAGACAGACGGACAACACCAUCCUGUCUCACCCAUAGAGUCCCCUCUGCCGUCCUCCUCCUCCUCGCCACAUUUAGGUUCUGACAGAGCUCAUGGCAGAUCCACGCCGUUGCACCUGAAAGUGGAGAGAGCUCUUCAGAGAACCGAUCGAAAAUGCCAAAAGCAGAUGCCAAUUUCACCGGACGAGGUUCUGAAGAGACAGUGGUGGAUGUCAGCUCAACAAAAAAGGCCCACAGCGGACAGUAAGGGUCAAAGGUCGCAGAGUUUUGGAGUGAAGAGGAUAGGCGCUCCGUCCGUGCCGGCCAGGCACAUGUCAGAUUUGAGCAGAAGGCCGCUGUCGGUGAUCAACGACAGCCAGACGCUUCAGACCACUGUCGAGGACCCGGGAGGGGAAGAAAAAACAGGCCUGAGUCCGGCAUUCAGCUACUUGGAGCGUGUUUGCCAAAUUCUGGAGAGAGCUGCCAAAGAGCAGAUGAACAUCCGGUCCUCACAGAUGGAGAUGGAUUCGCUGCAGAGUCACGAAGGCAUGCAGGUUAACCAGGCUGCACACGCCUCGUGUCAGCUUGACGUUCAGGCCGCUGAGGAAGAACUAGAGGCUUGCCGAAGGCUCCAAACUGAAGGGUGCGACCAAUCUGGCAGCGAACCACAGAAACUCAAGCACAACUUUGAUGAACAGAUCCGGAAACGAUCCUUUUCUGACGCAAGUGUUGCGACACUUCACCUAAGAAAACUGAACUCGGACAGUAGAGGGCAGCAUCAGAGCAUCGAUCAUCUUCCUGAAGAGGAAGGGGGUCAGAAGAAGGAGCAGGCUGGGUUCAAAAAGAACUGGAAGUUGAAAAUCACGUCCCUGACAAGAGGAGAUCCGGUGGCCAAAGCGCUGAAGAGCCACGGGAGUGUGUCUUCUGAGAGAGUCUCGCCACGACGGAGACUGAGCCAGCUGUUCAGGAAGACCAGGAGAACUGUGCCCGCAUGAAUGAUCCUACUGUGAGCGCCAUGUUUGGAUUCAUGUUUGGGCAACACACGAGACCCUACAGCUCAGGGACUGUGUUUCAACCUGUACAUUUUUAUUCAUGCAGCAAGAGAUUUCUUUUAUACAUUUUCUAAAUAAAAAAAAAAAAUGCCACUAAACUCGGUUUUUGAUGACAGUCAACAAAAUGACUCCCCCAAACGGUGAUGGACGACCUACACUACUCCAUCAAUACACACAAUCAUGAUCACAUUUACAAAUCUAAAGCAAUAGAUGAAGAAUGGGAUUAUUUACUGUGACUGUUCUCAGUUCUCCACCCUACUUGUUGAAAUGCUUUUUUGUCACAUAAUCAGAUGCUGUUUUAAAAAUGAAAUCAUAAUCGUUAUUAUAAAUGUAUUAUGUAUUUAUGUAUUCAAGUCUUGCUAUGAAUUAAAAAGAACCCCUUUUUGAACUAUUUUGUAAAACGUGUAAAUAAGAGUCAAAAAUGCAGAUGUAUAUGUCAUGUAAAUCUCAACAAGAGGAGACUGAAAUAGACAUUUCAUUUAUAUAUAUGUACAGUAUAGAAAUGGAUUAAAUUCAUUAUUUUGGACAAAAAAACUAAUACUUU